AUGCCAAGUGUGCCAGAAGUGCCAAGUAUGCCAGGUGCGCCAAGUGUGCCAGGUGUGCCAAGUGUGCCAGAUGUGCCAAGUGUGCCACGUGCGCCAAGUGUGCCAGAAGUGCCAAGUAGCACAAGUGGGUCAGGUGUGCCAAGUGUACCAAGUGUGCCAGAUGAACCAAAAGUGCCAAUGGUGCCAAGUGUGCCAGAAGUGCCAAUGGUGCCAAGUGUGCCAGAAGUGCCAAGUGUGCCAGAAGCGCCAAGUGUGCCAGAAGUGCCAGGUGUGCCAAGUGUGCCAGAAGUGCCAAGUGUACCAGGUGUGCCAGGUGUGCCAAGUGUACCAUGUGUGCCAGGUGUGCCGAGUGUGCCAGGUAUGCCAAGUGUACCAGGUGUGCCAAGUGUGCCAGAAGUGCCGAGUGUGCCAAGUGUGCCAAGUGUGCCAGGUGUGCCAGAAGUGCCAAGUGUGCCAGAAGCGCCAAGUGUGCCAGAAGUGCCAAGUGUACCAGGUGUGCCAAGUGUGCCAGAAGUGCCAAGUGUACCAGGUGUGCCAGGUGUGCCGAGUGUGCCAGGCGUGCCAAGUGUACCAUGUGUGCCAGGUGUGCCAAGUGUGCUAGAAGUGCCAAGUGUGCCAGAAGUGCCAAGUGUGCCAGGUGUGCCAAGUGUGCCAGGUGUGCUAGGUGUGCCAGGUGUACCAGGUGUACCAAGUGUGCCAGGUGUGCCAAGUGUACCAAGUGUGCCAAGUGUGCCAGGUGUGCCAAGUGUGCUAGGUGUACCAAGUGUGCCAGGUGUGCAAAGUGUGCCAAGUGUGCCAGAAGUGCCAAGUGUGCCAGAAGUGCCAAGUGUGCCAGAAGUGCCAGAAGUGUCAAGUGUACCAGGUGUGCCAAGUGUGCCAAGUGUGCCAGAAGUCCCAGAAGUGUCAAGUGUACCAGGUGUGCCAAGUGUGCCAAGUGUGCCAGAAGUGCCAAGUGUUCCAGGUGUGCCAAGUGUGCCAGAAGUGCCAAGUGUGCCAGGUGUGCCAGGUGUACCAAGUGUGCCAAGUGUGCCAAGUGUGCAAGGUUUGCCAAGUGUGCCAAGUGUGCCAGGUGUACCAAGUGUGCCAAGUGUGCCAAGUGUGCAAGGUGUGCCAAGUGCGCCAAGUGUGCCAGGUGUGCCAAAUGUUGCAGGUGUGCCAAGUGUACCAGAAGUGCCAAGUGUGCUAGGUGUGCCAAGUGUGCCAGAAGCGCCAAGUGUGCCAGAAGUGCCAAAUGUGCCAGAAGUGCCAAGUGUACCAAGUGUCCCGAGUGUGCCAGGUGUGCCGAGUGUGCCAGGUGUGCCAAGUGUACCAAGUGUGCCAGGUGUGCCAAGUGUGCCAGAAGUGCCAAGUGUGACAGAAGUGCCAAGUGUGCCAGGUGUGCCAAGUGUACCAGAAGUGCCAGGUGUGCUAGGUGUGCCAGGUGUACCAGGUGUACCAAGUGUGCCAGGUGUGCCAGGUGUGCCAAGUGUGCCAGAAGUGCCAAGUGUGCCAGAAGUGCCAAGUGUGCCAGGUGCGCCAAGUGUGCCAGGUGUGCCAAGUGUGCCAGAAGUGCCAAGUGUGCCAAGUGUGCCAGAAGUGCCAGAAGUGUCAAGUGUGCCAGGUGUGCCAGGUGUGCCAAGUGUGCCAGGUGUGCCAAGUGUGCCAAGUGUGCCAGAAGUGCCAAGUGUUUCAGGUGUGCCAAGUGUGCCAGAAGUGCCAAGUGUGCCAGGUGCGCCAAGUGUGCCAGGUGUGCCAAGUGUGCCAGAAGUGCCAAGUGUUCCAGGUGUGCCAGAAGUGCCAAGUGUGCCAGGUGUGCCAGGUGUACCAAGUGUGCCAGGUGUGCCAAGUGUGUCAAGUGUGCAAGGUUUGCCAAGUGUGCCAGGUGUGCCAAAUGUGCCAGGUGUGCCAGGUGUGCCAAGUGUGCCAAAUGUGCCAGGUGUGCCAAGUGUGCCAAAUGUGCCUGGUGUGCUAGGUGUGCCAGGUGUGCCAGGUAUACCAAGUGUGCCAGGUGUACCAAGUGUGCCAGGUGUGCCAAGUGUGCCAAGUGUGCAAGGUGUGCCAAGUGUGCCAAGUGUGCCAGGUGUGCCAAAUGUGCCAGGUGUGCCAAGUGUACCAGAAGUGCCAAGUGUGCUAGGUGUGCCAAGUGUGCCAGAAGCGCCAAGUGUGCCAGAAGUGCCAAAUGUGCCAGAAGUGCCAAGUGUACCAAGUGUGCCGAGUGUGCCAGGUGUGCCGAGUGUGCCAGGUGUGCCAAGUGUACCAAGUGUGCCAGCUGUGCCAAGUGUGCCAAGUGUGCCAGAAGUGCCAAGUGUGACAGAAGUGCCAAGUGUGCCAGGUGUGCCAAGUGUACCAAGUGUGCCAGGUGUGCCAGAAGUGCCAAAUGUGCCAGAAGUGCCAAGUGUGCCAAGUGUGGCAGGUGUGCCAAGUGUGCCAGAAGUGCCAAGUGUGCCAGAAGUGCCACGUGUGCCAAGUUUGCCAGAAGUGCCCAGUGUGCCAGAAGUGCCAAGUGUACCAGGUGUGCCAGGUGUGCCAAGUGUGCCAGAAGUGCCAAAUGUGCCAGAAGUGCCGAUUGUGCCAGGUGUGCCAAGUGUGCCAGGUGUGCCAAGUGUGCCAGAAGUGCCAAGUGUGCCAGGUGUGCCAAGUGUGCCAGAAGUGCCAAGUGUGCCAGAAGCGCCAAGUGUGCCAGAAGCGCCAAGUGUGCCAGAAGCGCCAAGUGUGCCAGAAGUGCCAAGUGUGCCAGAAGUGCCAAGUGUGCCAGAAGUGCCAAGUGUACCAGGUGUGCCGAGUGUGCCAGGCGUGCCAAGUGUACCAUGGGUGCCAGGUGUGCCAAGUGUGCUAGAAGUGCCAAGUGUGCCAGAAGUGCCUAGUGUGCCAGGUGUGCCAAGUGUACCAAGUGUGCCAGGUGUUCCAGGAGUGCCAAGUGUGCCAGGUGUAACAAGUGUGCCAGGUGUACCAAGUGUGCCAGGUGUGCCAAGUGGUGUGCCAGGUGUGCAAAGUGUGCCAGGUGUGCCAAGUGUUCCAAGUGUGCCAGAAGUGCCAAGUGUGACAGAAGUGCCAGGUGUGCCAAGUGUACCAAGUGUGCCAGGUGUGCCAGGUGUGCCAAGUGUACCAAGUGGUCCAGGUGUGCCAGGUGUGCCAAGUGUGCCAGAAGUGCCAAGCGUGCCAGAAGUGCCAAGUGUACCAGGUGUGCCAAGUGUGCCAGAAGUGCCAAGUGUGCCAAGUGUGACAGGUGUGCCAAGUGUGCCAGAAGUGCCAAGUGUGCCAAGUGUGCCAGGUGUGCCAAGUGUGCCAAGUUUGCCAGAAGUGCCAAGUGUGCCAGGUGUGCCAAGUGUACCAAGUGUGCCAGGUGUGCCAAGUGUGCCAGAAGUACCAAGUGUGCCAGAAGUGCCAAGUGUGACAGGUGUGCCAAGUGUACCAAGUGUGCCAGAUGUGCCAAGUGUGUCAGGUGUGCCAGAUGUACCAAGUGUGCCAGAUGUGCCAAGUGUGCCAGGUGUGCAAGGUGUGCCAAGUGUGCCAGGUGUGCCAAAUGGGCCAGGUAUGCCAGGUGUGCUAGGUGUGCCAAAUGUGCCAGGUGUGCUAGGUGUGCCAGGUGUGCCAGGUGUACCAAGUGUGCUAAGUGUGCCAGGUGUGCCAGGUGUACCAAGUGUGCUAAGUGUGCUAAAAGUGCCAGGUGUGCCAGGUGUGCCAGGUGUAUCAAGUAUGCCAAAUGUGCCAGGUGUGCCAAAUGUGCCAGGUGUGCUAGGUGUGCCAGGUGUGCCAGGUGUGCGAAGUGUGCCAGGUGUGCCAAAUGUGCCAGGUGUGCCAAAUGUGCCAGGUGUGCUAGGUGUGCCAGGUGUGCCAAGUGUGCCAGGUGUGCCAGGUGUACCAAGUGUGCCAAGUGUGCCAGGUGUGCCAGGUGUGCCAGGUGUGGCAAGUGUGCCAGAUGAACCAAGUGUGCCAGGUGUGCCAGGCCAGCCCAGGACAUGUUUCAGGUGCGGCCUACCAGGCCACCAGGCUGCAGGGUGUGAAGAGUGCCGGGUCACCCCUGUUUACCUCUUCCGGGAGGAGGAUUUUCCCCCGUUGUCAGCCCCGGACCUGUCUCCAAGUACUGGGAUGUGUGUUGCUUCCCUGCCGGCUGAGGCUCCAGUGUUGGAUCCUACGGCUCGCCUGGGUGUGGAUGUGAGUGGUAGUGUGGAUGUUGACAUGGGGGCUGGGGGCGGCCCCACCCCCGCCGCUGGUUUCCCCGCCUGA
Messenger RNA from Procambarus clarkii (red swamp crayfish), 4206 nucleotides. The record is from RefSeq and is a predicted model, not a curated record. NCBI's taxonomy places the organism in Eukaryota, Metazoa, Arthropoda, Malacostraca, Decapoda, Cambaridae.